Molecule: messenger RNA, 3056 nt
Organism: Tripterygium wilfordii
Lineage: Eukaryota; Viridiplantae; Streptophyta; Magnoliopsida; Celastrales; Celastraceae
Product: (S)-N-methylcoclaurine 3'-hydroxylase isozyme 1-like
Exons: 2
Coding region: 928-2430 (500 amino acids)
Molecular function (GO): iron ion binding; oxidoreductase activity, acting on paired donors, with incorporation or reduction of molecular oxygen; monooxygenase activity
Source: RefSeq, a predicted model, not a curated record
UUCUGAGUAAUAAAAGGAAGUAAUCCGCAUGAGCUAUCAGAAUUAUAUACAGCAGUACUCAUGAUUAAUCAACAAUAGUAAACAAACACUCAGUCAGACAAAGUCUCCAUCAUUUCAAAGGCGCAAAAUUACUUCAAAAUCCAUAGGGUCAAGCAUACAACAGCAUGUAUUCAUAAUAUCCCAUAGAAACACUUCUCAAAACAUGAACUAAAAGUCUAAAACUAAGCAAGCAAUGAGAUUUCAACACAAAUGCAAAUGAAAUGACAGAGCUGCAAAGAAUAAAUAUAAAUUUAAUCUCAAGUCAAUGGACUGGCCUGCAAAAGGCGUUAAAGUUUGGUAUGACACUAUAUUUUUUUCAUAGAAUGGAAGAAUACUAACCCUUCCUACAUACAAUACAAAGACUUUAAUGGCUUGGCCGAGACAUACAAAACUAACAUAGUGAGACAAAUAUGAUAUGGAUAUGACAUCUUGCUUAACGAACAUUAAAAAUAUAUAGUGUAAUGGUUGAUGACAACGUAGAUACCUCAGGCAACCACUAACUAUGUAUUUUCCUUUUAUCACUUAUUAUAUUUCAACAUGUGGGGGACUUCACAUAUAGAAAUAUAUUGAAUAGAUAUGUCAAUGAUUGCAUUGCACAAUUAAAUGGUAAGAGUGUUGAUUGUCGUUUCCACCACUAACUCCAAACUAGCUACUUGCAGGAAUUAGCUUAACGUAAUGGCUAAGACGACGUAGAUACCUCAGGCAACCACUAACUAUAUAUUUUCCUUUUAUCACUUAUUAUAUUUCAACAUGUGGGGGACUUCACAUAUAGAAAUAUAUUGAAUAGCUAUGUCAAUGAUUUCAUUGCACAAUUAAAUGGUAAGAGUGUUGAUUGUGGUUUCCACCACUAACUCCAAACUAGCUACUUGCAGGAAUUAGCUUAACGUAAUGGCAGGCUCCAAUCUUUUCAUUCCUCUUGCUUUAGUCCUGCCUCUCCUUAUCCUCAUAUUAAUUCUCAAACAUUUCAAAACUUCAUCAGCAAAGUCUCUUCCACUUCCUCCAGGUCCAAAUCCAUGGCCUUUAGUAGGCAAUCUCUUUCACAUGGGAAAGAUGCCUCAUGUUACUCUAUCAAACUUUGCCAAAACCUAUGGCCCUCUCAUCUCUCUAAAGCUAGGUACACAAACCAUGGUUAUUGCUUCAUCACCCGCUGCCGCCACAGAAAUUCUUAAGACCCACGAUCGUGUUUUGUCAGCUCGAUAUGUUCCUCAAGUGAUGCCACUUGAGAGAUCAGAACUGAACAACAUAUCACUCGGAUGGUCAUUUGAAUGUGGUGAAGGAUGGAAGUAUUUGCGAACCAUUUGUCGAAGUGAGUUGUUUUCAAGCAAAGCUAUAGAGUCUCAAGCAUGUUUAAGGGAGGAAAAAGUGAUGGAGAUGGUUAAAUUUCUAGAUAGAAGGGAAGGCAAGGCAGUGAAUAUUGGAGAGAUAGCAUUUACUUGUGUGUACAACAUGUUGAGUAAUGUGAUUUUGUCAAAAAACAUUUUCAGCUUUGAGAAUGAUAGUUGUGAAGGAGAAGAAAUGAAAGCACUUGUAAGGACAGUCAUGGAGACAGCUAUAUCUCCAAAUAUAUCGGAUUUCUAUCCGAUUUUGAGUGGAUUAGAUCUUCAGGGAAUAAGGAGGAAGAGUAAGAAAGUGGGGGAGCAGAUUAAUGCUUACUGGGCUGCCAUCAUCAAAGAAAGAAAAGAAGCAAAAGAAAAUUCUUCUUCAAGAGAUGGCAGAGAUUUUCUUGAUGCUUUGAUUGAAAAUAAUUUCAGUGACGUUGGUAUCAAUAGCCUUCUUCAGGAGUUGUUCGGUGCUGGAACAGACACAACUAGCUCAACAAUUGAAUGGGCAAUGGCAGAAUUAAUAAAGAAUCCAGAAUCAAUGAAGAAAGUCAUACAAGAACUGGAAAGAGAAAUUAAACAAGAUGUGGUGAAGGAAUCCCAACUACCUCAACUAACUUACCUACAAGCAUGUGUAAAAGAAACAUUAAGGCUGCAUCCUCCAGCGCCACUUCUCCUUCCUCACCGCGCACACGAAUCGUGUCAAGUGAUGAACUAUUCAGUUCCAAAAGACUCUCAAGUACUUGUAAACAUUUGGGCGAUUGCACGAGACCCUCUGUACUGGGAAGAUCCACUGACAUUCAAGCCAGAACGGUUUCUCGGCUCAACAUUGGAAUUCAAAGGUACUGAUUUCGAAUUUCUACCAUUUGGUGCAGGGAGAAGGAUCUGCCCUGGACUACCAAUGGCCGCAAAGCAAGUGCCGUUUGUCCUUGCUUCGCUCAUCCACUUCUUUAACUGGUCCCUUCCACAAGGAGAUGAUCCCAAAACGUUAGAUAUGAGCGAGAAGCUUGGCAUAACAUUGCAGAAAGACAAGUCUCUGUUUCUAGUUCCCAGUCCUAGGGUUGGAAAAUAAACCGAGUGCCCGCUACCUUUGCUUCUUAUAGUUGUUCUGUCUUUCAACUACGGCAGUAAUUGUUCAGAUUGUUGAACCUUGUGGGCUCUGACUGUGGUGUUUCCUCUGAAACCCGAACGUGUUUGUUCAUUGCGUUCCAAGCGUUUGAUUGCUUACCUGUAAUUGUUCAGACUUUUGAUCCUUGUGGGAUCUGAUUGUGGGGUUUCCUCUGAAAUCCGACUCUGUUUUUAAAUUGUCUUCCAAGUGUCUUAUGCGAGUGGGCUGUUGUGCGCUCGAUUGGUUGACAGAGAUUUAGAAGUUGACACACAGACUCGCUAGCUUGGGGUAUUGUUUAAAACUCCAAUAACAUCAAGCCAUCUCUAUCAUUAUCAACCUCGAAUAUACUCUAUAUAAGGUUUCCAAUUUUGUGGCUUCGUUUGGGUUCCAGCGAGCUUGAGGGAAGGGAAAUUAGAGAUGAAGUUUUGUUGUCUAUCAUUUAGGUGCUCUAGUUUUCGAUUUGGUUUCAGCUCUUCUUUUUUGGAUUCUUUGGUGAUUAUUCUCAUUUGGGUGUUAGGAAUUUAGCUAAAGGGUUUUGGGGUGUAUUUCAAAAGUGUCUUGGAUUUUGGUUACUUUUGGUGUGAUUAGAA